Molecule: messenger RNA, 1155 nt
Organism: Vespula vulgaris
Lineage: Eukaryota; Metazoa; Arthropoda; Insecta; Hymenoptera; Vespidae
Gene: Osi20
Exons: 2
Coding region: 1-810 (269 amino acids)
Source: RefSeq, a predicted model, not a curated record
AUGAUAGCGAUAUUAUCGAUUUUGUUACUGGCAGGAUCCACGAUAGCCAGUCAGGACUUCCUAACGAAUUCUCUGAACCACUGCAUCUCCGCGGAUUCCUGGUCCAGCUGCCUCAAACACGAGGUCCUUGGAUACCUAGAUGAAAAGUUGGGUACCAUUACCGAAGCCAGGUCUCUCGAUACCGUCGAUGAAGCCAUCGUAGCGAGAACCUUCAAGUAUCUCAAGAGUUUUGAUUAUGGCUUGGACUUACCCUUCACCGAUGCCAGUUUAAAAUAUAGACCGAGUAGAAGCUUGGCUGAUCUUGAUAUUGAAUUUAAAGGCAACGAUGUUGUUACCAAUCAGGCUCGUGGAUUACUUAAGAAAAAGUUGCUACUUCCCUUUUUGCUCCUGUUGAAGCUGAAACUAAAAGCACUUAUGCCGAUCUUCGUGGCUAUCAUUGGAUUGAAAGCUUUGAAAGCUCUAAUUCUCUCGAAACUCGCUAUCUUAGUGGUCGUUGGAUUCCUUGCCGUACAAUUCUUAAAGAAGGGUGGCAUGAUGAUGCCUAUGGGUAUGUCAAUGGAACCGGCUUCUCCCGCAUACGGAGCUCCACCUAUGCCCUCGACCACGUCGAGCUACGAUCCGGCUAACACAUGGGACGGAACCGGCCCGUAUUCCCGCGUUUGGACGCCGACCAAUGGAGUGGAGUCUCAGAAUUUAGCAUAUAGCUAUUAUUCACCCAGCAGUGGUUCAAGCUCGUAUAGUUCGCUUGGUUCUUCUUCAUCCUCUUCGUCUUCGUCGUCUUCAUCUUCAGGCAGCUCAUCGAACUACUAGACGAAGAAGGCUAAGUGAUCCAUUCGUCAAUGCCAGUCUCGAUCGUUCGUCUAGACCAAAGAAGCUAAUAACACUGAAUUGACACGCGAAUCGAAGCAAAAUACAGCUUUCGAUGAGCUCUCACCUCCACUUCCUUCCCUCUCAUCGACUAAUAUUUCUCGUAUGUCCUCGAAGAAUAUCAUCGAUCAUCACAUUGGACGUACUUCGAUGUAUUAGAUCCGAUCAGCAAAAUAGCCGAUCGAAGUUUUUGAUCUUUCCUGUCGAAAAUGUCGAUGGAUCAUCGAGUGAAUAUCAGCGAGUACGAGAUAUGUUACCAUUUUAUGUUAGACGGUUAAUUCCUUUUGU